Messenger RNA from Colletotrichum godetiae, 1458 nucleotides. Its product is annotated as major facilitator superfamily domain-containing protein. The transcript is spliced from 5 exons. The record is from RefSeq and is a predicted model, not a curated record. Lineage: Eukaryota; Fungi; Ascomycota; Sordariomycetes; Glomerellales; Glomerellaceae. The coding region runs from base 1 to 1458 and encodes 485 amino acids. Gene Ontology annotation, cellular component: plasma membrane. Gene Ontology annotation, biological process: transmembrane transport. Gene Ontology annotation, molecular function: transmembrane transporter activity.
AUGGUACCUGAAGAUAUACCCUCGGAGGUUACCUUGGGUGAAAUCUCAGACGAGGACGACAGAAACAUCGUUACUUGGGAUGGACCAGAUGAUCCUCAAAAUCCCAUGAACUGGCCUGAUUCUCGAAAAUGGAUCAAUCUGGUCUUGAUGUCUCUUUUAACUAUCAUUUCCCCACUGGGCUCGUCCAUGUUCGCCCCUGGAAUUCCCAGAAUCAUGGCAGAGUUCGAUAACAACGAUUCCCUCAUCGCAACAUUCAUCACCUCCGUAUACUUCCUCGGCUUCGCCUUUGGACCUCUAGUGGUUGCUCCUUUGAGCGAGCUUUAUGGCCGUGUCUACAUCUACCACAUUAGCAACGUUUUAUUUGUUUCUUUUUGUGUGGGCGCUGCUUUGAGCACUAGCAUCGAUAUGCUCCUAGCAUUUCGCUUUUUGAUGGGCGUCGUUGGUUCUGUCCCGACUACAAUUGGAGUUGGAAGCAUUGUCGAUGUCAUGCCGAUUGAGAAACGCGGACGAUCAAUCUCGCUUUGGGCCUUAGGUCCUCUUCUCGGCCCAUCUAUCGGGCCUGUGGCGGGAGGUUACUUGAUCCAGGCUGCAGGUUGGCGCUGGGUUUACUGGCUACUUGCCAUCUUGGGUGGUGUUUGCAGCAUUCUGGCGCUAUUGAUCAUGCGGGAAACCUAUGCCCCGGUUUUAAUAGAGCGCAAAGCGCGGCGCCUACGCAAGGAAACCGGGAAUCAGGCCCUGCGUACCAAGGCCGAUCGAGAUGGAAAGAAAGGUAUCCAGAGAGCAGUAAUCCGGCCCUUCAAGUUUCUCUUCAUGACGCCUUUGGUGUCAAUAAUUGCCGCCUAUGUCGGAAUUUCCUACGGAAUACUCUACCUGCUUAUCGCAACGUUCUCUUUUGUCUACACCGACCAGUAUCACUUCAGCGAAGGUGAUGCUGGCCUGGCGUUCCUUCCAGCUGGGCUUGGAAUGAUGAUUGGCGUCUUGACUUUCGGCAACGUCCAGGACUAUCUUGUCAAGAAAGCAAAGGAGGGAAUGAAGCCAGGCGAGAAGUACCGGCCAGAAGUCAAGAUCACCCCCUGGUUGACAAUUCCGACGGGCCUCAUGAUACCGAUCGGGCUCUUCAUCUAUGGGUGGACGACCGAGUACAAGGUCCACUGGAUUGUUCCUAUGAUAGGCGUUGUCAUUCUGUCAGGUGGACUCACUGGGGUCACUAUGUGUGUCCAAAAUUACCAGAUCGACUCGUAUGAAAGAUAUGCGGCGUCAGGUUCCGCAGCAGUCACACUGUCUCGAUCUCUGAUUGGAGCCCUAAUGCCGUUGGGAGGUUUGAAAAUGUACGAUGCUUUGGGAUUGGGAUGGGGAAACAGUCUUCUGGCUUUCAUGUCUUUGGCGCUGAUACCGGUGCCUGUUGGAUUAUAUUUCUACGGAGGCACGAUUAGGAAGAGGUUCGAUCCUGUGCUUUGA